Molecule: messenger RNA, 925 nt
Organism: Paramecium sonneborni
Lineage: Eukaryota; Ciliophora; Oligohymenophorea; Peniculida; Parameciidae
Source: the annotation of a GenBank genome assembly
AUGAUAUUGAAAUAUUGUUUCGGAAUUUACAAAUUCAACCCUAUUAUUAUAUAAAUAGUUUUAGCACUACUUAAAGCCAAAUCAUAUCCUGCCAAUGAAAAUAUUCAAUACUAAGGAGAUGUAAGAGUUAUUAAUGAAAAAAACAAACUCUUAGGAGUCAUGCCUUUUUCAUAAGCUAAAGAAUAACCAAUCUAAUAAGAGAAAUAUAUCAUUCUUUUGAAUGAAAAUGUUGAAUCUCCCCUCUGUAUAAUUUGUGAUUAUUCUGAUGAAUUAGCUUAAAGAUUUCUGACUGAGAUUUCAUCACCUUCUUUUUUUUAAAUUAUCACCUUAAAAAAAUAUUAAAAUAGGAUCCUAGGAUUUAUAGGUUAAAUUAAUAGCAGCACAAACUAUUCUAAAGAAACAAAAGAGAAUUACAGUUAAUACUAAUUGUUUACAAAAUGAAGAAUUAAUAUCAAAGAAUGUGUUUUAUAAGGUUAAACUUACUAUUAAUUAUUGUUUAGGGAUAUAUAUGAAUAAUUUAUUAAAUCAAUUGGAAAUAUUAGAAGUUGUGAAUAUAUUAACACAUCAGAAUAAUAUGGAACUAAAGAUGAAUAAAAAUAACCUUAAAUUGAAUUAGAAUAUGAAUUUGAGAAGAUAGGUGAAAUUUAAUAAUCUUAGCCGAUUCCAUAAUUAAAAAUUGAAAGAUAAAUUAAUCAAACUUUCAAUUUAAAUACUAGGUAGAUCUUAAAUGACAUAUCAAAGAUAAGAAUUAUUGAAUGCAGAUGAAUUUAUCAAAGAAUUCUAUUCAUUACAUAAAGAUACUGACAAAAAAGAUAGAGAAAUAGACUAAGAAAAUUUUACAAAAGAAAAAAUUUGGACCAAAGACAGAACUUAAAAAAGAAUCAUCAAAUACACCUAUCCAAUAAAGGGAUUGAUGAAAUUAUGA